AUGUUCGUCUAAAGUUCAAUUUCAUAAGGAGAAAUAAUAAAUGAAAAAUCAGAUAUAAUAAGACUAAAAAUUCAAGUAAACUUCUGAUAAACAUAAUAAAGAAUGAAAUUGAAGAGGCUUCAAAUUUUUAUCAGAUUACAAAAGUGGAAUCUAAUUUCGGAAAUACAUUUAAGUAAUAAGAAUAUUUGUGCAGACUAUGUGAUAAUAUUGAAUUAUAAAUGUAAUGAUAUAAUAAUGAAUAGUUUAUUCAAUUAUGAUUAUCCACGAAGUACUCCAAAGUAUUUUGUAUAGUAAAAAUUUAAAAAGAAUCCUUUAAUUGAUGAAUAAACAUGGCAAAUAUAGAUAAUACAUGAAAAUAGUCUUUUGAAUACACUUAAUGAAAUUUUCAGUCAGUUUUAAAAAUAUCCUCCAUAACCAGAUGAAUGGAUUUAGUAAUAAGUCUAGGAUACUCAUUAAGAUUUCCCUGAUUAACUUAUUAUUUUAAAUGAAUAAGAAAUGAAUAUUUUGAAAAGAAUUCCAAAUGCAUAAUAAGAUGAAAACUCAUUAUUAGAUCUUAUUCUAUCUAUAUAGAAAUUUUAAGAUUUAUAUCAAUUAAUCACAAUUAGAGCAACUAACAAUUAAAUUAUUCAUGGUAAUUAUGAUGAUUAUUUUUUAUAGAAAAAGUUAAAGAAAAUUAAAAUGAUAUUCGUAAACUAAAGAAUGAUUUAUAAAAUAUUUAUAAUCAAUUCUAACAAACCUAAUUGGAUGUUUAAAUAUUAAUUUCUUAAUGUAAUAAUAUUUAAAAUGUAAAUAUUUUAUUCUAUUACUGUUUUAGAAAUUUAGUAAUUAAGAAUUAUUAAGAUUAUUAUAGUCAAAAAAAGAAAAACUUGAAUAGAUUGGUCAAUAAUUUUAUUCAAAACCACAAUCAGCUAAUUUUGAAGAUUAAGAACUACUUUAUAAAUAGUUUUUAAAUAAUAGAACAGAAUAUCAUAGAUAUGAAUCUAUUGAAAUAGUUUUGACAUAAGAUAUAAAUUAAUAAAAAUCUUAAAUAAUUUGA
This is a messenger RNA of Paramecium sonneborni, 1036 nucleotides long. NCBI's taxonomy places the organism in Eukaryota, Ciliophora, Oligohymenophorea, Peniculida, Parameciidae. The record is from the annotation of a GenBank genome assembly.